Rangifer tarandus platyrhynchus (Svalbard reindeer) is the source of this 390-nucleotide messenger RNA. Lineage: Eukaryota; Metazoa; Chordata; Mammalia; Artiodactyla; Cervidae. The record is from the annotation of a GenBank genome assembly.
AUGGGCUGGCCCGGCAACAUGGGCUGGUCCGGCAACAUGGGCUGGCCCAGCAACAUCGGCCCCUUCCGGGGCCACAACACAGUUAGGUGCAUGACAGCGUUUCCAAGCCACGGGUUUCUGCAUUCUGAUGAUUCAUCUUCAGGGCGCGCCAGUUAUGCAACCUCUGAGCCAUGGAAGCAUCUUGUAAAAUACCGGCUCUGCCCAAGGCCUUGCUGCGGUGACUCCCCAAAGUGCGUGCGCCGGCAUCGCCCGGAGACGGACCCUCAGCAUCAGCUCCAGGGUCUGCACAGCCAGGACCAGGCUGCUGUCCCCACAGAAGGACUCAGGCACGUGGUCUGUCGAGGCUCUGUGUGUGAAGGGAACAAAGGGAGCGGUCCUGACGCUGGUUGA